AUGAGACAGAAACAUUAUAUUGAAAAUGUAUUAAUUCAAUAUAACUUGCAAAACAAAAAGAACUUGCAAACACCUAUACAACCAAAUACUCAAUUAGUUACAGACAAUAAUCUACUAGAAGAUGAACACACAUUUAUGUCCAGAAUACUGUAUAUGAAUAUAGUUGGAUUCCUACAAUAUAUAGCAGAUUGUACACAACCUGACAUAGUGUUUAUAACAUCUCAACUUGUAAAAUACUUAAAAUGCCCUACUAUGUUACAUUAUAAUACUAUUGUGUAUUACAUACAUUACUUAAAGGGAACUAAAGACAAAUGGUUACUACUAGGACAAGGGAACCAUAAUAAUAUUAUUGGUUACACUAAUACAGACAGUAUGAUACAAGAGAAUAAUAAAGCAAUCUCUGGAUACACAUUCUUCUUAGGAGAAUCACUUAUAUCUUGGUCAAGUAAAGGACAAAAGUUAGUCUCUUUAUCAACAUACAAAGUAGAAUUAAUUGUGCUAUCAAAUGGAAUACAAGAAGCUAUAGCAUUACAAUACUUAGCAGAGGAGAUACUACAGAUCUCUAACACACUUACAAAUAUUUACUGUGAUAAUCAAGUAGUAAUUAAAUCUAUAGAAGUAGACAAAACAAAAUACUCAACACAAACUAAGUAUAUUGGUUUACAGUACAACUUUGUUAAGUGCUAUGUUGAGGAACAACUUAUUAAUAUUAAGUAUGUUCAAACAGAUGAACAGAGGGUGGACAUCCUAACUAAAUCAUUACAUGUUCCAAAGAUCAAACACUUAAUAAACCUAAUAAGUCUAGUUAAUGUUUGA
Molecule: messenger RNA, 816 nt
Organism: Fomitiporia mediterranea MF3/22
Lineage: Eukaryota; Fungi; Basidiomycota; Agaricomycetes; Hymenochaetales; Hymenochaetaceae
Exons: 1
Coding region: 1-816 (271 amino acids)
Source: RefSeq, a predicted model, not a curated record